Molecule: messenger RNA, 1891 nt
Organism: Oryctolagus cuniculus (rabbit)
Lineage: Eukaryota; Metazoa; Chordata; Mammalia; Lagomorpha; Leporidae
Source: RefSeq, a predicted model, not a curated record
CGCGCCGCGCUCCAUACUUGGCGAUCGCCGCGGCCCCGCGCGCUCAUUGGCCGGGCGCUGGCGGCGUGGGGGGCGGGCCCGGGCCCGGCCGGGGCGGGGAAGGAAGGUGGCGGCGGCCCGGCGCGGGGGGAGGGGGGCGCUGACCCGGAUGUUCACUCCUGGGCACCCGGGGAAGUGGAAGCGCAGGGCCCUGCUGCGGGGGGGAGAGCCACAGACGCCGGGACCGGGACCGCCGCCGCCGCCGCCAUGAGUGACCAGCAGCUGGACUGUGCCUUGGACCUAAUGAGGCGCCUGCCUCCGCAGCAGAUCGAGAAGAACCUCAGCGACCUGAUCGACCUGGUCCCCAGUCUGUGUGAAGACCUCCUGUCUUCUGUGGAUCAGCCCCUGAAGAUCGCCAGGGACAAGGUGGUGGGCAAGGAUUACCUGCUGUGUGACUACAACAGAGACGGAGACUCGUAUAGGUCACCAUGGAGCAACAAGUACGACCCUCCAUUGGAAGAUGGGGCCAUGCCGUCCGCGCGGCUCAGGAAGCUGGAGGUGGAAGCCAACAAUGCCUUUGACCAGUACCGAGACCUGUAUUUUGAAGGUGGUGUCUCAUCUGUCUACCUCUGGGAUCUGGAUCAUGGCUUUGCGGGAGUGAUCCUCAUAAAGAAGGCUGGAGAUGGAUCAAAGAAGAUCAAAGGCUGCUGGGAUUCCAUCCACGUGGUGGAAGUGCAGGAGAAGUCCAGUGGCCGCACCGCCCACUACAAACUGACUUCCACGGUGAUGCUGUGGCUGCAGACCAACAAAUCCGGCUCGGGUACCAUGAACCUCGGAGGCAGCCUUACCAGACAGAUGGAGAAAGAUGAGACUGUGAGUGACUGCUCCCCACACAUAGCCAACAUCGGGCGCCUGGUAGAGGACAUGGAAAAUAAAAUCCGAAGUACGCUGAAUGAGAUCUACUUUGGGAAAACGAAGGACAUCGUCAACGGGCUGAGAUCUAUUGACGCUAUCCCUGACAACCAAAAGUUUAAGCAGCUGCAGAGGGAGCUUUCCCAAGUGCUGACCCAGCGCCAGAUCUACAUCCAGCCUGAUAAUUGAGCCGAUCCAGGUCUGUGCAGACUUUUGCAGACAAAUCUAAACAAGAAGCGCUUAAGAACGACCUGGUGGAGGCUUUGAAGAGAAAGCAGCAGAGCUAAGCCCCUGCUCCGCGCUAGCCGGACACGCCGCGCACUCUUUAGGUUCCUUUCCUAGAAAACUCGUUUUCUGCUCCCUGUCCCCGGCCCCUCCCUCCCCGACAGGCCCCUAACAACGCGCAUCCUCGACCGCACAGCGCCAUCUCCCCAAUAAAGCCCAGUCACCGCCCUGCUCCGGCUCCGAGGCCUGCUUCCCACCGUUCCGCUGUCAGAACUCUGGUGUCUGCAUAGAGCCCGCGAGGGCCCGGUCCGCCCCGCCCGCCCCCCCCUUAGGCAUAAAGACGCUGUCCGUCAGCCCCUCCCCUCCCCCUUUUUGUUACAUUGGUGUAAAAAAUGUAAAACAAAAAAAUUUUAUGAAAUAACUGUGGUGUGUGAGAGACAGAAGGAAACCUGGAGGUGCGACUCCAGUGCGUUUGGGAGUUGCUUGGGCGGGGGGCGGGGGACAGGGGCCAGCCCUGGGCGGAAGGAGAGGGGCUCAGCCGUCCUGUGCAGGCUUGCCCCUGUCCCUCGGAGGCCGCGGGGUGGGGGCGGGGCUGCUCUUCUGGCCAGGUGCUUUUCUGUCAAUUUUUACGGAAUGCAAAAGGAGUUUUUUGUUUUAUUUUGUUUUUUUGUAAAGCUUAACAAAAAAUAUCUACAUCUUAUACUUGAGCCUCCAUACUUAAAAAAAGGAAAAAAAGAACAAAAAAAUUAAAUAAAAAGAAACUGGGACGCAGUUA